CUUACUAGAAGCACCAUGGACAUCAGCACUGCAAUUUUAAUAAUUGGCUUUGCAGCAGUGAUUGCAGCCUUCCUCCUUCUGGUAGUAGGUCUAGUGUACUCUGAGCUGAUGUAUUCAGACAUUCCUCAAGGGGUUGCAAAUCGAAGGAAACUACAUAUAGUUCACGGCUUGUUUGUUGGCAUAGCAAUUGUGGGCCGCAUCCUGGACCGCCUGGGUCUUUGUCAUCAGGUCAGGUUCACCAGGUGGUUCAGAAGAUGGUUCCUAGUCCAUAUCAGACCAGUUCCAGCUGGGCUACGUUUGAAGAACCUGAACUUUGCUGGGGUGCCAGUCAGAGUUUAUGAGCCAAUGACUGGUUCACUGGGUUUAACAAGGGGCCUGGUGUAUAUACAUGGAGGAGGAUGGGUGUUGGGGAGUUUGGAUUCUGUAGAUGAGUUCUGCCGGCAUGUUGCCAAGGAGUCUGAAACCACAGUGGUGUCUGUUGGAUACCGUCUGGCCCCAGAACAUCGGUACCCGAUUCAGCUAGAUGACUGUGACGCCGCAACAUGUCACUUCCUGUCUGUAGCAGAGGCAGAGUUUGGGGUGGACCCAAGCAGAGUAGCAGUUGGGGGAGAUAGUGUUGGCGCAAACUUGGCAGCUGCACUGUGCCAACGUCUGGCUAAGAGAAAGGAUGGACAUCUGCUGUCUCCAUGUGCCCAGGUCCUCAUCUACCCAGCUCUGCAGAUGGCAGAUUUCAACCUGCCUUCAUACCAGCAGAAUCAGGCUGUGCCCAUAUUGUUCCGUGGCCGGGUGGCAUUCUACUUCCUGCAGUAUCUCAACGGGGACACGUCAGUGUGCCAGGAUGUGCUAGAGGGAAACCACAUCCCUGCUGAGAUGAGGCUUGCUUUCAAGAAGUGGCUCUCCGUGGAGCACCUUCCUCCUGAGUGCAGCUUGCGGUCCUACAGCCAGCUUGUACACUCAGCCUUAGACUACAAUGGAGAAGUGUACCAUGUAAUCAAAGAUGGUCUGAAUCCAGAGGUCUCCCCACUCCUAGCGGAGGACGCUGUUGUUUGUCUGACCCCGCCAGCCUUUAUCCUAACCUGUGAGUAUGACGUGCUGAGGGAUGAUGGGAUCUUGUACAGGAAGAGGCUGCUGGACCUGGGAGUGGAGGUUACCUGGCAUCAUGUGCCAGACGGCUUUCAUGGACUCCUGGAUUUUUUCAAAAAGGGCUGGCUAACCUUCCCGAUUGCAACACAGCUUGUAGAUAGUGUUGUAAGCUAUGUAAAAACACUUUAAGAAACACUACAUUUAGCCAGUGGAUGUUCGAUGUGCAUCUGUGUGGAUUAAAAUGAUUAAAGGAUAGUUAUUUGAGGUUUGUUUUCUGGCAAGUGACUUUAUUUGGUUUACAGGCAAAGCUUAUAAACACCUACACAGAUUA
Molecule: messenger RNA, 1414 nt
Organism: Esox lucius (northern pike)
Lineage: Eukaryota; Metazoa; Chordata; Actinopteri; Esociformes; Esocidae
Gene: aadacl4
Product: arylacetamide deacetylase-like 4
Exons: 4
Coding region: 16-1272 (418 amino acids)
Cellular component (GO): membrane
Molecular function (GO): carboxylic ester hydrolase activity
Source: RefSeq, a predicted model, not a curated record